This is a messenger RNA of Cryptococcus wingfieldii CBS 7118, 1191 nucleotides long. RefSeq lists its product as hypothetical. The record is from RefSeq and is a predicted model, not a curated record. NCBI's taxonomy places the organism in Eukaryota, Fungi, Basidiomycota, Tremellomycetes, Tremellales, Cryptococcaceae. Gene Ontology annotation, molecular function: misfolded protein binding; protein-folding chaperone binding. Gene Ontology annotation, cellular component: endoplasmic reticulum. The coding region runs from base 1 to 1191 and encodes 396 amino acids. The transcript is spliced from 7 exons.
AUGUCUUUUCUCAUCUCCUCCCUCCUCGCCUCCUUCCUGCCCUCUCAAAUCACCACCAUCCUCCUCCCUCAUCUCUCCUCCAACCUUCCAACAAUAUUCCCUCCAGCUCCAAAAGGCUCACCAACGUAUGCGAGGAAUUAUAGAGUGGCUUUCACGGGGGUGAUAUGUGUAUGGCAAGCGUAUACUCUCGCAAAAGGGGGAUUAGGGGGCGAAGGAUGGUAUGGACUGUUGGGAGUCACGAAGAGUGCAGAUGAGGAUGAGCUGAAGAAAGCUUUCCGGCUGAUAGCAAGACAGCAUCAUCCAGAUAGAGCUGGGCCUGGAAGCGAUGACUUCUUUAUCGCUGCGCGUAAAGCCUAUGAGACACUGUCAGAUCCGGUGAAGCGUUAUGCGUAUGAUAGAUUCGGUCCUCAGAUAGUCGACUGGAAGGCAGCAUCAGUCAGGGAAAAUAUCUACACAGGACUGCAAGGCUCGUUGGGCUUCUACAUUGUCUCUGGAAUCAUUAUGUUUGCCCUAGCUAUUAUCGGCAAAGCGCGCGCAGGAUCAUACUGGGUUCACACCCUGUUUGCCAGUCUACUAGCCAUAGAGCUCUCCCUCAUACUCUCCCCAGCCCUUUACUCCCCAUCUGCUCUAGUCACGUUCUUCAUUCCCAGACAACUACUGGCUAUGCCGCAAUAUCUACAAAUCGCCCUCUUGCACCGACUAUUCACCGCGUUAUCUAUCACUAUAUCUCAGCUGGCUGGAGUAUGGAGCGGAGACAGUAGCCUGAGUAGAGCUAGGGAGGAGCAAGAGUGGCAGUUGGUGAAUGACAUGUUGGUACGGAUGAAUGAACAGGCGCAAGAAGAGUUUCAUGCAGACAUUAUCCCUCUCAUGUCGACCGGUAAUCCUCACCAGAUGAGCGAGCUCAUUCAAGACUCGAUGGAAAAUGUGCUCUACGACCGCAUCCUCCAAUCCCACCCCCAAAUACGAGACACAUACCGCGAAGCCCGUAUACGAGCAUACCAAUCCCUACCAGGCCCUGCACGUACUCGCCAGCCGGCCAAUAGACCCUCACCGGCUCCUGCAAAGGUGCCGCCGCCACAACCCAUCAGGAUCAGUUUAGAAGAUCAGCUGAAGGUAGCGGUGGAUGUGCCAUUACCACCAAGUCCACCGCCUACGCCAAAGAUGAAGCUGAGAAGAAAGCUGAAGAAGUGA